Molecule: messenger RNA, 1260 nt
Organism: Chaetomium globosum CBS 148.51
Lineage: Eukaryota; Fungi; Ascomycota; Sordariomycetes; Sordariales; Chaetomiaceae
Exons: 2
Coding region: 1-1260 (419 amino acids)
Molecular function (GO): catalytic activity
Source: RefSeq, a predicted model, not a curated record
AUGCAUUACUCAACAUUCACCACAUCCGACAACUGCCUCCUGGCCUUUCAAUCCUCCAUCCCCCUCCCCCCGCCCUCAGACCCAAGUAACCCAACCCUAACAACAACCACCACCCCCACCACCCCCACCACCUGCAUCCUCCUCCUCCACGGCUUCUCCGGUUCCUCCGUCUACUUCACCCACAACAUCGCCGCCCUCUCUGCCCCCGGCCACUGGGUCAUCGCCCCGGACCUGCGCGGCCACGGCCGCUCCGGCCACAACCCCGCCCACGGCGGCUACCACGUCGCACGACUCGCAGCCGACCUGCACGAGCUGCUCACCCACCUGCGCACCCUCCUCCCCGCCACCACCCACCUCAAGGUAGUUCCCAUCGGCUGCUCCAUCGGCGCCGCCAUCCUCUGGACCCACCUCGAGCUGUUUGGUGGCAGCGACGCCUUCGCGGGCUACAUCUUUGUGGACCAGGCGCCGCUGCAGGACCGCGCGGCGCUGGGACUGGGCGGGGAGUGGGGUGCCGGGCUGGCGCAUGCCGGGUGCUAUGAUGAGGCGACGAUGCUGGCGGCGCAGAGGGUGUGGGUGGAGGAGCCGGCGCGGGCGUAUGCGGGGCUGGUGAGGGAGUGUUUGGGGUAUCGGUUUAGGCCGGGCGAUGGGGAGGGGGACGUGGUGGUGGCGGGGGGGCGGGCGGAGAGGGAUGAGGCGUUUUUUGUGGGGGUGAGUGCGCAGGUGGGGGAUCGGGUGUGGUUGGUGAGGCUGUUGGCAGAUCAUACGAGGUAUGAUCAUCGCGAGGCGUGUGAGGGGUUGGGGAGGCCGGUGUUGGUGAUGGCGGGAAGGAGGAGCGGGUGUUUUACGUUAGAGGGGAUGGAGGAGACGGUGAGGAGGGCGAGGAAAGGGGGCAAUGGUGAUGCGGAGAUGGUGGUGUUUGAAUCGGGACAUUGGUUGUUUUGGGAGGAGCCGGAGCGGUUUAAUCGGGAGGUGCUCGCGUUUGUGGAGCGAUGCACACGGGACGCCAAGCUGCGCAAGCACAUUGGCAGGGCCCCGUGCCAACCAGAUAUUCAUCUUUUCCUCGCUUUUUACCCACACCAUGCCCAGCAUGCCGGCGGCGUUGGUGUCUAUCCCGUCCCAACCGGCCGAGCGCCGCGGUACGACCACCAGCCAGUUCCGGUCCAUAAUCACGUUAUGAGGCACGGCCGCCUCUCCCUCCAGCGCCGCGUGGCCGAGGGCUCGCUCUGCCCGGCGGAGAAGCGCGCGGUAGAUGCUCAGUAG